Globicephala melas (long-finned pilot whale) is the source of this 1821-nucleotide messenger RNA. It is a transcript of the gene ADORA3, whose product is annotated as adenosine A3 receptor. Gene Ontology annotation, biological process: G protein-coupled adenosine receptor signaling pathway. Lineage: Eukaryota; Metazoa; Chordata; Mammalia; Artiodactyla; Delphinidae. The record is from RefSeq and is a predicted model, not a curated record. Gene Ontology annotation, molecular function: G protein-coupled adenosine receptor activity. Gene Ontology annotation, cellular component: plasma membrane; synapse; dendrite.
UGAAGAGCAUUGCUUGUCUUGAUGGGGCUUAAGUAGCCCUCCAGGGGCAGGGGAACUAACAGAAGCAGCAUUUUCACUUUCAGCCCACAUAGAACUGUCCUCCAGGCUUCUGGGAGCCCAGGGGUGUACGGCCUGCAUUGGGGCUGAAAGCGGUGGCCCUGUGAUGGACUGUCUCUAAGGACAGGGGGAGAGGGGGUUCCAACAGAGAAGAGAAGGAAUGGGUGUGUUGUGAGCUCUGGACUGUGGCUGCUGCACCUGGACCUCUGGUGAGAUGUCUGGCAAGAGCUAGGCUGACUUGUCCACACGGAUCUUGUUGGCACAAAUGUCACCUGGGAGGCUCCACCUGGAAAGCGAGAUGCCUGUCAACAGCACUGCUGUGUCCUUGGCCAACGCUACCUACAUCACUGUGGAGAUUCUCAUUGGGCUCUGUGCCACAGUGGGCAACGUGCUGGUCAUCUGGGUGGUCAAACUGAACCCCAGCCUGCAGAACACCACCUUCUAUUUCAUUGUCUCCCUAGCCCUGGCUGACAUUGCUGUCGGGGUGCUGGUCAUGCCUUUGGCCAUUGUCAUCAGCCUGGGUGUCACAAUCCACUUUCAUAGCUGCCUUCUCAUGACCUGCCUGCUGCUGAUCUUCACCCACGCCUCCAUCAUGUCCUUGCUAGCCAUUGCCGUGGACCGAUACCUGCGGGUCAAGCUCACGGUCAGAUACAAGAGGUUCACCACUCAAAGACGAAUAUGGUUGGCUCUGGGCCUUUGCUGGCUGGUGUCAUUCCUGGUGGGAUUGACUCCCAUGUUUGGCUGGAACAUGAAACUGAACUCAGAGUACCACAAAAAUCUCACCUUCCUUUCCUGCCAAUUCCGUUCCGUGAUGAGGAUGGACUACAUGGUCUACUUCAGCUUCUUCGCUUGGAUUUUCAUUCCCCUGGUUGUCAUGUGUGCCAUCUACCUUGACAUCUUCUAUGUCAUCCGGAACAAACUCAAUCAGAACUUUUCUAACUCCAAAGAGACAGGUGCAUUUUAUGGACGGGAGUUCAAGACAGCCAAGUCUCUGUUUCUGGUUCUUUUCUUGUUUGCUUUGUCCUGGCUGCCUUUAUCCAUCAUCAAUUGUAUCAUCUACUUUAAUGGUGAAGUACCACAAGUUGUGCUCUACUUGGGCAUCCUGCUGUCCCAUGCUAACUCCAUGAUGAACCCUAUCGUCUAUGCUUAUAAAAUAAAGAAGUUCAAGGAAACCUAUCUCUUGAUCCUCAAAUCCUGUGUGAUCUGCCAGCCCUCUAAUUGCUUGGACUCAAGCACUGAGCAGACUUCUGAGUAGCUAUCCAUGAAAGAUGACUCUCCAUUCCAUUACCCUUCAGAUUCAGCAUGGACAAACACUUGAGGGCCUACCCACCCGGGCCAUGGGCUCUCACGUGUUUGAUUCCUUCCAGUGAUGUGGGAUGCAUUUGGCUGGCUGUCUCCAAUUUUAUCUUCCCUACUACCCUCUUUCUCUAAUUCAAUUUUUUUCUUGUCCUUCUUUUCUAAUUCAAUUUUCUGGGUGUCUGACUUGAGGACAAUAGUCUAUUGUUACUACUGCCUGUGUUCCUCCUUCCCAAACAGAAGUCAUGGAAUCUGAAGGAUGCCUCAUUGACUUACUGACAAAAGGGUCCCAACUGGGCUGGACAUGGACGUAAUGGUGACUCAGUUCUACUCCAUUAUGGAACUAAGCAGAGAACCCUGCUCUCAGCAGAUACCUGGAGGAUGGAUGGAAUGCAAGGAGUGAACUGAGUUUAAGAGGGACUUAACUUGCUGGAUUCACCUGUAAAUGUAUUUGAGUAAAUAAAAGAU